GCACCGCAAGUUAACAGUAUUCACGUCAAAUCUACCUUUUAUCGGCUUAUAUGAAUGAUGACAUCAAGCUUUGGUGCAGUGACUAUAUAAAAUGCUACAGUCCCUUACUACACACACUCACUCAGGGAAAGCUUAGUUUCAUUAUACUAUAAGAUUGCUAUACUUUGCUAAAAACUCUAUACUCCUACUUUGUAUUUCAUUCGCCUAACUUAUAAACGCGAUAUUCAGUAUAUUUCACUGAAAGACGAUUGAAAUUUGUUGCAAGUCUAUCCUUCUUUGUAUUCUGUUGAUCUUAACUUUCAUAAACUAUACACACGAAAUAUGCUGAUUGCUGCUUUGGGUCCCCAUAUUCCGUUUCCUGCUUAUGGUGUGGGUACAGCCUUAUACAAAAACGAUAAAUCCCGAUUUCAGACGGAAGUUGUAGAAUCGGUAAAAUGGGCAGUCCAAAACGGAUUUACUCAUAUCGACUGUGCCGAAGCAUAUGGAAAUGAAGAAGAAGUCGGUAUUGCCCUCAAAGACUUAGAUGUACCUCGUGAGAAACUCUUUAUCACCUCGAAAGUUACAACUAGUAUUGAAGACAUUUCGGCUGCAUUAACUACUUCUCUUAAGAAACUGGGGCUUACCUAUCUUGACCUUUUCUUGUUACAUUCCCCUAAACCUUUUAAAGAGAAAAAUAUUCCUCUCUCAAAAGGUUGGGAAGCUUUGGAAAAAGAACUUGGUCAAGGCCGAGUUCAUUCUAUCGGCGUCUCUAACUUUUAUGUAAAGGAUUUGGAAGAAAUAAAAGAGAAAGCUACCGUCCCUCCUCGUGUUAACCAAAUUGAAUUCCAUCCUCAAGUCUAUACGCAUAUGAAGUCUCUGCUAGAAUACUGUAAAAGCAAAAAUAUCAUCAUCGAAGGUUAUAGUUCUCUUCUACCCCUCAAAAAGGAUCCUGAUGGAACCGUUAGCAAACUUGUCAAGUCUCUUGCUAGUAAAUACAAUGUUUCCGAUUCUUUGAUUUUGUUAGCUUGGUCAAAUGCCCAGGGCGUUUUCCCUGUCACUACUACAAGCAAAGUGGAGCGUAUGAAGGAAUUCUUAUCUUACAAAAGUGUGAAGCUCGAGCAGGCAGACAUCGAUGCUAUCACUGCAGCUGGAGAAGAAUCUACCAGACCUUUACAGAACUUCUAGAUGGUUAAUUGUUUUCCUUUCGGAAAUACUAUUUUGAUUGCUUUAUGAUUUUCUGAUUGAUCACGAUGCUUGUAUAUGCUUUACCUUUAUCCACUAUAUAUAUGAAUGAUAUUAAUGUUAUGACCCGUG
This is a messenger RNA of Schizosaccharomyces cryophilus OY26, 1293 nucleotides long. RefSeq names its product NADH/NADPH dependent indole-3-acetaldehyde reductase AKR3C2. The transcript has a single exon. The coding region runs from base 322 to 1164 and encodes 280 amino acids. NCBI's taxonomy places the organism in Eukaryota, Fungi, Ascomycota, Schizosaccharomycetes, Schizosaccharomycetales, Schizosaccharomycetaceae. Gene Ontology annotation, molecular function: oxidoreductase activity, acting on NAD(P)H as acceptor. The record is from RefSeq and is a predicted model, not a curated record.